GAAAAAAAAAAAAAAGACAGAAAACUGAAUUGGACGCCUUUUCGCUUUCGGGCGUAUCGUUUUAUCUAUUACGGAUUGACAAGCUCCCGCCAUUCACAGGGCGAAUUCUCCAGAGCUAAACAAGAAACGCAGCAACUGAGUCUACAAAGAUUGCACUACUUGAAGUUGAAGCAGGUUUUUAUGGUAUACAUGAUUAUUAAAGGCCUAUUUAGGAGGUACGAAAGAUGGAAUCCUGUACAUCCAACUCUUGGGGCCUUUUGGGGGAUGGGAAUAGGCAUGGGUUGUGGUGUUGGAUGGGGUCCUGGUUUUGGUCCUGAAGUAAUUGGCUAUGUUGGUGCUGGAUGUGGCCUUGGGUUUUGUGUGGGAUUCACGGCUGCAGGUCUUGGCAUUGGUCUUCCAGCAAAUAUGCUUUAUCAUGUCCCUUACAGUGCUCUCCUGGCCACAAGAAGUGGAGCAGUAGAAUUAAGCCAAUCCAACAGUCUUCGACCCAUAAAAUUUUCUGUUGGUAAUGGAUGGAAUGACUUUACACAGCAUAUAUUUGGGCUGCAAAGAGAAGCAAGUAGACGAUUAACAAACAUCAAGGUGGAUUGCUUGGACAAAAAGAUUAAUUUGCCUGAUAUGAAGAUCUUACCAGCCAUUCCUACUAGGUUUAUCUGUGAAAGUUUAGGAACACUAGGUCAUCGCCUCUCUCAUUUCCACAAAGGUUCAAAAGGUUGACAUAUUAAGCACUAAGCUAUUGGUAUACUGUUUUGUUGUACAUAGAUAGCGAGCUUCUGCUACCAAGAGUAGACUGAGUAAAAACUAGGCAUUUUACCCGUUAUGUACCUCUUCUUUCUUGGCAAUGGCUGGUAACUGUUUAGCAAUAUUUCUUUGCAUUCUUUUUUUGCUCUUAAUAAAAUAUGGUAGGGUCUCCUUGAA
Molecule: messenger RNA, 918 nt
Organism: Benincasa hispida (wax gourd)
Lineage: Eukaryota; Viridiplantae; Streptophyta; Magnoliopsida; Cucurbitales; Cucurbitaceae
Product: Putative membrane lipoprotein
Source: RefSeq, a predicted model, not a curated record